AUGUGCUAUAGGAAGAUAAACCGGUUUGGUGACCCUUAUGUUUUCUCCAAAGAAGAAAUAACUGUUAUUGAUCAACUUCAACCUGGAGAUCAUAUCGCCAUUGAACAAAACGGUGUGUAUUGGCAUCACAUGAUUGUUGAAAAGGUGGAUAAGGAACAAGGAGUAAUUCACGUUAUUCACUAUUAUAAUACUGCAGAAGAAUUUCUUCAUGAAACCAUGCCAGAUAAAGCACUGGUGCGGCAAAAUUCCUUCGUCUUUAACUCUGAAACGCAGGUAACUUAAAAGUAGACAGGCACAUACACACAUUUUAACAAAAUUGCAAUGAAACAGCUAGUCUAAAAAUCAUUUUUCAUUGGGCAAUACAUGAAACCGCGGAUAGAGUUCUAAUUUGUGUGUGGUGGAAAGAAUUUGUAGAUCUGAGAGAGAUGACACAAACACAGGUAUUGAUAACAGUUGACUACAUGUGACAUGCUGCGUGAAAUCUGUGUGGUGUUAUAAGCGUACGAGAGGGGGGCGCUGAGUGCUGCAGACCCCCCCUCCCCAAUCAUUUUUAUGUUGGGCAGAUUUUACUUAAAUAUCGGGCAAACGAAUGAUGAAAAAGAGGCGCGGCGCCACCCCCCGUCCUCCCCCCCCGUCGACAGGAAUUCUUCCCGUAUGCCCACUGUGCUUCGCGGGCUGUGCAUUGCGAACAACUGCCGAACAAGGUUUAGUGAGCAUCGUCGUGCUGUCAUCGACAACUACUUGCGUCCUGUUGCCACUUGCCAGACAACAGUGAUAAUCAUGGCUUUCUUCUUCAUUUCCAAACUUUUCACCUAUACAGGGUGUACAAAAAAAAAACUGAACAGAUUUGAAAUUGCUCUCAAUUUCGCAAAACACCUAUUUGCAUCCGGUUUUUUAUAUAUAUAGCUUCUUUGGGUACUUAUAAUGUAGAAUAAUGAAAAAAAUUUCUCAAACUCAAAUUUUGUGAACCAGGGCGGUGUGUCUUUUCCAACAAACUAAAAAUGGCUCGCGCACAAAAUUUAAAAGCUGUAAUCAUAUUUUGAGUUAAUAGAUGGAAACUUUGUCGGGGUUUUAAUUACUGUACAAAAUUUCAGACAAUUUGGUUGAGUUUAAGCCCUUUAACUAUUCAUUUUAUUUUAAAAAAUCAGCCUUUCGCAUGCUUAAUUAAUGCCUUUACCUAAUUUGCAUAUUGCUAACAUGUGCAAAUUAGGCAAAGGCAUAAUUAAGCAUGCAAAUAGCUGAUUUUUAGGAAAAAUGUAACUUUGCGUGAAUAGUUAAAGGGCUUAAACUAAACCAAAUUGCCUGAAAUUUUGUACAGUAAUUAAACUAUUAACUCAAAAUAUGAUUACAACUUUUAAAUUUUGUGCGCGAGCCAUUUUGAGUUUGUUGGAAAAGACACCCCCCCCUGGUUCACAAAAAACCGGAUACAAAUAGGUGUUUUGCGAAAUUGAGAAUUUUUUUAUACACCCUGUAUAUAGUUAGCCCUAAGCUGUAUGCCUGACCAUAUGGCCUGACACAUCUCACCCAUACAUGUUUCUUUUAUGCACAUUCUUCCCACCUAUAUUUUCAAUAUUAAAAUAUCAUGUAAUGUGAACAUUUGUACCGACUUUGUUUUGAAUAAACCCAUCUGAUUGGUUUACUUUUACAAAUCAACAAUCAUUUUGUAUUCAUCAUGCUUCUAUACCUUCCAGCCAUUAGAUACGUACGUUGGAAUUUGUUCUUAUUUUUCAUUUAUUUGCAUCAUUACGUCAACAAUUUGUCAACAAGUUGUGAGUGACAACCUUGUAGCAACUUGAUAAAAUAACAGCGUUGUUACAACUUCAUGUGUUGUGAACACAUCUUGUUGAUAAGUUGCGUGUGCAGUAAUUGUCAUAGUGGGGAUUGAGGCAAAUUAAUUUUUCGGAUACAUAAAAAACAUUGAUUAUUUUUCUUUGUAUAGGUGGCAUCGGAUUGUGUACAAAAAGGUCGUUAACAAUGCUGAAGAAGUCCUGCUCAAGGCAAGAAGGUCUCUUGAUUCGCCCGGCUACAACGCAUUUCUUAACAACUGUGAGCAUUUCUGUACUUGGUGCAAAAUCAACAAACGUGCCAGUUCACAGAUCGAAUAUCUAGAACUGUGGAUUUUGAAAUUCUUGCCCGCAUGUCAUCUACGCCUGCUUGCAGAUGUUGUCACGAUAGCAAGAAACGGUCUGCCUAAAUCUCUGGCAAAAGGUAGCGUUGUUGGCGCAUUGAAAUGUGUUGUUAAUGCAUUUGGAAUGGUAUUUGAGUUUGUCGUGAUCGCCAUAGAACUUGCUAUAUUAGGGCAGAAAUCUGAAAAUGGAGAAAUCAACGAUGAAGAAUAUUAUGAAGCCGUGACGAAAAAGCUCUGCAGUGGUUGUUUUAUGUCGGUGUUUUGUAUGAUUGGUCACAUGAUCAUCCCAAUUCCCGUUGUUGGUUGCAUUGUGGGAACUAUUGUAGGCCUUGCCAUUGGCUACGUCACAAACUGUAUUGUCUUCACUCGACCAUCACCGUGGGCACGUCUUAAAUCUGUUAUUAAACGAGUUUGGGAAUUGGCAAUAAAAUAG
Molecule: messenger RNA, 2561 nt
Organism: Paramuricea clavata
Lineage: Eukaryota; Metazoa; Cnidaria; Anthozoa; Malacalcyonacea; Plexauridae
Source: the annotation of a GenBank genome assembly